Molecule: messenger RNA, 591 nt
Organism: Phanerochaete carnosa HHB-10118-sp
Lineage: Eukaryota; Fungi; Basidiomycota; Agaricomycetes; Polyporales; Phanerochaetaceae
Exons: 3
Coding region: 1-591 (196 amino acids)
Source: RefSeq, a predicted model, not a curated record
AUGGACGCCUUCCGAGAGUUUAACAUCAGCUGUGACCUUGACGUGCCGGAAACAUGGCAUGCAGCCGGCAAUCUCGCCAAGCAGCCGCCUCUUGUCAUCCUCGAGGAACUGCCAGACUACUACCGUGCGGACGAGCUAUUUGCAACAAUAGUGGGCUUGAGGAGUACGAGGGCUGUGGUGAUGACGCUCGAGGGGAGCGAAGUCAUCAAGGGGCUCUCCAAGCACGUGUCCGUGCACUGGCGAAGGAGAGUACAAUGGAUCAGCCUCUGGAAAAGAGUUGACUCUCGCAGCUCACCGGCAUUUGACAACGCUUCGCAGUCACAAAGCGAGGGCAAGGCUGUGUCACUGGGCAUGGCCUACAGGCAUCUGCAACAAUUCCACGAGAAGACAAACCCCAUCAACCCUGAGCAGAACGGUAUUCAUGUUGGACUCCCUGGCUCAUUCGGCGCUGCUACAAACAACUUCAAGAUUGACCUUGCCCUCAGCUCUCAAAGUUCAUGUGAAGCAUUCCUGUGGGUCUUGCCAUCAGACCACUACUGUUCUACAAUUAUCCCUGUAUACUUGCUGUGGAUGCUACCUUUAAGCAGCUGA